Messenger RNA from Periconia digitata, 241 nucleotides. The record is from the annotation of a GenBank genome assembly. NCBI's taxonomy places the organism in Eukaryota, Fungi, Ascomycota, Dothideomycetes, Pleosporales, Periconiaceae.
CACAGUAACAAUGUCUCCUUCCCAAACCAAAUAUUCGUUCGUAUCUGGCAUUGAAGAUGCCCAAAUGAAAAGCACCUGCGCAAUCGAAGAGCCAUGUAGUACAGACAAAACGUCUGGAAAUGGUUACAUCAUAUCGCGAAAUUGGAAUCUUCAGAUUGCUGUUUCUUCACGAUCUCGUACAUGGUACGUUGCCUCGCUCGGUUGGCACUCGAAAUGUUUGUGCCGUGACUGCUCACGAUGA